This is a messenger RNA of Cyphellophora attinorum, 2253 nucleotides long. Its product is annotated as Lanosterol synthase. Gene Ontology annotation, cellular component: lipid droplet. NCBI's taxonomy places the organism in Eukaryota, Fungi, Ascomycota, Eurotiomycetes, Chaetothyriales, Cyphellophoraceae. The transcript has 2 exons. Gene Ontology annotation, biological process: triterpenoid biosynthetic process; ergosterol biosynthetic process. The record is from RefSeq and is a predicted model, not a curated record. Gene Ontology annotation, molecular function: lanosterol synthase activity. The coding region runs from base 1 to 2253 and encodes 750 amino acids.
AUGGUUACGACACGGUCUGCGAGCACGCCCAAUGGCAAAGUUAACGGCCGUGCCAACGGACACGCCAACGGGAACCUCAACGGUCACUCAGUGAAGGCAUACAAGCCUGCCGUUGAGACAACCGAUCGAUCAAGAUGGCGGAUGCUCGAUGAAGAUGGCAGACACACCUGGCACUACUUAGAAACAGAUGAGCAGGUGGAAAAAUGGCCACAGUCGAUCGCCGACAAGUACUUUCUUGGAUUGGACACAGGACUGCCACCAUUGUCGAGGCCUACGAAACCGUCCGAGGCUGUGAACAAUGUACUAGAGUUCUACUCGAAGCAACAACUGCCCGCGGGUCACUGGGGCUGCGAGUACGGAGGGCCACAGUUCUUGAUCUCGGGCUUCGUCUUCGCAUGGUACGCGACCAACACGCCUAUCCCAGAACCAUAUCGGAUCGAAUUGAAGAAUUACAUCUUCGCUACCCAACAAAAGGAUGGCGGAUGGGGUUUACAUAUUGAAGGAGUCUCGUCUGUCUUUGGCACAGGCAUGUACUACGUUGCUCUACGCAUCUUGGGCGCUGAUCCGGAAGAUCCACGUCUGAUCAAAGCUCGAGGGAAGUUGCACAGUAUGGGCGGUGCCCUGAGUGGGCCGCAUUGGCUGAAGUGGUGGUUCAGCAUACUGGGAAUAUCACAGUGGGAACUUCCCAAUCCCGUUCCUCCAGAGCUGUGGCUUCUGCCUGACUGGACGCCUAUAUCGCCUUGGAGAUGGUGGAUUCACAUACGCCAAAUCAUGCUUCCUAUGAGCUAUCUCUGGUCAAAACAAUGGGUAGCGCCAGAAACAGAACUGAUCCGACAGUUGCGACAGGAGGUCUACACAACACCUUACGAGUCGAUCAACUGGGAUUCGCAUCGCAACGACAUAUCCCAAUUUGACGACUACCACCCGAAGACAUGGCUUCUCAAACUCAUUUAUCUGCUCAUCGUCUGGAUCUGGAUUCCCUUCCUUCGAACUGCAUCAAUCGCUAAGAGAGCCGAAGCAUGGACCUGGAGACUUAUCCAAUACGAGGACGCAAACACAGACUAUGCUUGUCUGGCUCCCAUAAACGCAUCCAUGAACACACUCGCCUGUUACGUCGAAGAAGGCCCGGACUCAUACUCCUUCAAACGCCACCUGGACCGUCUCCACGACUACUGCUGGAUGAGCCACCGCGGCAUGCACGUGAACGGCACCAACGGCGUGCAAAAUUGGGACACAAGCUUCACCAUCGGCGCCGUCGUCGAAUGCGGCCUCGCCAAAUCCCCCAAAUGGCGACCCAUGCUUGAGAAAGCCCUUGCCUACUUCGAGCGCCAACAACUCCUCGAUGAAGUCCCCGACCGCGAGAUCUGCUACCGCGCUGAGCGCAAGGGAGCUUGGACAUUCAGCAACAAGGACCAAGGCUACACCGUCAGCGACUGCACUGCCGAAGGCCUUCGCGCCGUUCUUCUCUUGCAGAAUGAAACCGGCUACAAAGCCGUCGUGCCUGAAGAACGCAUAAAAUGGGCCGCCGACCUCCUUCUGACCAUGCAGAACAAACACUCCGGCGGCUGUUCCAGCUACGAGAUCCAGCGCGGGUCAGAGUACCUCGAAAUGCUCAACGCAGCCGAAGUCUUUGGCCGCAUCAUGGUCGAGUACGACUACGUGGAAUGCACGACCGCCGUCGUCACAGCACUGUCGCUCUUCCAGAAACACUACCCAGACUACCGCGCCGCCGACAUCCAACACGUCAAAGCUCGCGCCGUGAAAUACGUAAAGUCCGCUCAGCGGCCCGACGGCAGCUGGUACGGCUCCUGGGGUGUGUGCUUCACGUACGCGGCCAUGUUCAGCCUUGAGUCGCUCGCGCAUAUCGGUGAGACGUACGCCAACAGCGAGUACUCCCGAAAAGCGUGCAAGUUCUUGAUCGACCACCAGAUGGCGGAUGGUGGGUGGGGCGAGAGUUAUUUGUCCAGUGAUGAGAAGCGGUGGGUCGAUCAUCCGGAGAAGAGUCAGGUUGUACAGACUGCGUGGGCGGUCAUUGCGUUGAUGUACGCGGAAUACCCAGAUAAGGGACCGAUCAAGAGGGCACUGCAGAUGGUCAUGGGGAGGCAGCAGGCGAAUGGAGAGUGGUUGCAGGAGGCGAUUGAGGGGGUGUUUAAUUGUUCUUGUAUGAUCAGCUACCCGAACUACAAGUUCAUCUUCCCGAUCAAGGCGUUGGGUAUGUAUAUGAAGCGCUAUGGGGACGAGGUGCUGCAAUAG